This is a messenger RNA of Sitophilus oryzae (rice weevil), 6721 nucleotides long. RefSeq names its product laminin subunit gamma-1-like. The record is from RefSeq and is a predicted model, not a curated record. Bases 498 to 5354 code for a protein of 1618 amino acids. The transcript is spliced from 18 exons. Lineage: Eukaryota; Metazoa; Arthropoda; Insecta; Coleoptera; Curculionidae.
UCUCAGAUCGCGUUGCUGCAUCUGGAUCUCACGUUGUGCACGCCGCGGCGUCCCGAUGAUGGUGCACUGUGGAGUCGUCGAAACGUCGCGUUGUCGUCCGUCUUUUCGAUGCAGCGGCAUCGAAGAGCAUCUCUAGAUGUAUGAUCUCUAGACUCGAAACGGUUGCCGGUGUUAGGACUGUUUUCGUUGCGGCAUUUGUGGUUGUUGGUAACUUGGAUUUGGACGUACUUUGCCAAAAAUAGAGCCAGACGGGAAACAAAAAAAGGAAGCGUCGUGGAUAAGAGAAGCCGGGUGGCAAAGAGCAUUUAUCAAGUGAUUUGGAUUCUUUUGAGGACGAUUACAUAAAAUACAACUAAAUAUAAACAAGCGAAAUGUUACAUAAAUGAUACUCCCAGUUAUGAGUUACUUUCCAAAUCAUCAUGCACUUUAAGAAACUACUAGAAUAUUAAAAUAUUAGAAGACUGUCAUCGAAUUUAAGGACCAAGAAGGACUUGAAAAUGAAGUGUUUAAAGUGUGUUAGUGAGUUUAUAGUGUUUUCGAUAACAUUGACGUUGGUACUGUGUCAACACGAAUACGACCACACUCCUGUGGUUGGUGUGAAGAAGGAAAGUCGAUGUUAUGAUGAUUUUAACAGGCCUCAGAGAUGCAUUCCUGAAUUCGAAAAUGCCGCCUUCAACGUGGAAAUGGACGCUACCAACACCUGCGGAGCGGCCGGCGACCUGGAAUACUGCGUCCAGACCGGAGUGACCGGUAUCAGGAAGUCCUGCGAAGUGUGCAGACCUGGCCAACAUCACGCCCGUUUUCUUACGGACUUCCACAACGUGGACAGUCCCACGUGGUGGCAGUCGGAGACCAUGUUGGAGCAGAUACAGUGGCCUAACCAGGUCAAUUUGACGUUAAACUUUGGAAAGGCUUUUGAUAUAACCUACGUUAGGUUAUGGUUUAUGUCUCCACGACCAGAAAGCUUUUAUUUAUCGAAGAAAUCCUACGAAGGUGGUCCAUGGGUACCAUAUCAGUACUACAGCGCCACCUGUCGAGAUACUUACGGACUACCAGACUCGACCCACACGAAACGCGGUGAAGAAACCCGCGCACUCUGCACAUCAGAAUACUCCGACAUUUCGCCGCUACACGGCGGUAAUGUCGCUUUUGGAACGCUGGAAGGCAGACCGUCGGCCUACAAUUUCGAUACCAGUCCGGAAUUACAAGAAUGGGUGACAGCCACGGAAAUUAUGAUCACCCUUGACCGGAUCAACACCUUCGGUGACGAAGUGUUCGGCGACCAGCAAGUCUUAAGAUCCUACUUCUACGCCAUAGCGGAUGUUUCAGUUGGUGCACGGUGCAAGUGCAACGGCCACGCUACGGAAUGCGUGGCCAGUACCGGCACCAACGGUACCAGAUCUAGGGUGUGCCGGUGCGAGCACAACACUGCAGGACCCGACUGCGGGGAGUGUCUGCCAUUUUAUAACGAUGCUCCAUGGGCCAGGGCAACAGCUAACAACGCACACGAAUGUAAACAAUGCAACUGUAACGGCUACUCAAACCGAUGCAUGUUCGACCAAAAACUCUACGACGAAUCUGGACACGGUGGACACUGCCUGGACUGCGCCGACAACAGAGACGGACCAAACUGUGAACGAUGCCGUCCGAACUACUACAUGAGAGAAGACGGAUAUUGCACUGCAUGCGAUUGUCACAAGAUUGGCUCGUUGUUCCAGCAGUGUAAUUCUCAAGGGAAAUGCCAGUGCAAACCUGGGGUAACUGGGGAUAAAUGUGAUAGAUGCGCGGACAACCACUACGAUUUCUCUAAAUCAGGUUGCAAGUCUUGUGAUUGUAACCCUUCCGGAUCAGCGUACAAUACUCCUCGAUGUGAUCCAUCUACAGGUUAUUGUUUUUGUAAAGACAACGUAGAAGGCAAACAAUGCCAAGACUGCAAACCUGGCUUCUUCAAUCUUCACUACGACAACGAAUUCGGAUGCACUCCUUGCUUUUGCUACGGCCAUUCUUCCCAAUGUAAAUCAGCACCGGGGUACUUCGAGUACCUCCUAGAAAGUACCUUCGCAAAAAGUUCUGAAAAGUGGAAAGCCGAGGACCCUUACGGUAGAAACGUGCCGUUGAAGUACGAAGGGAUCAGUCAAAGUAUUGGUGUCCAGGCUAAGGAGGAAGAGGCUAUUUAUUUCGUGGCUCCACAGAGGUUCUUGGGUGACCAAAGAGCUUCCUACAAUCAGCUGUUGGAUUUUUCUUUGAGAGUUGGCGAUAGUAGGCCUAUUCCUACUGCAACGGAUAUUAUAUUGGAGGGUGGGAAUUCUUCAAUAACCAACACGAUUUUUGCUCAGGAUAAUCGAAUACCUUCAAUGGAGACCCAAAAUUACAAGUUCAGGCUGCACGAGCAUCCAGACUACGGCUGGCAGCCUAGAAUGUCCUCUAGAUCGUUCAUUUCCCUCCUUACAAACCUCACUGCUAUCAAAAUUAAAGGAACUUUCGCUCCGAGAGGCGUGGGCUUCUUGGACGAUGUUAAAUUAGAAACAGCAUCGAGAGGAAUUGCUGGAAAGCAAGCAUUGUGGAUCGAACUAUGCGACUGUCCAACCGGGUAUGUUGGACAGUUUUGCGAGUCUUGUGCUCCGGGAUAUCGGCAUUCACCGGCUCACGGUGGUCCGUUCACAAACUGCAUUCCCUGUGAUUGUAACAACCAUGCCAGCAUCUGUGAUUCCGAGACAGGAAGGUGUAUCUGCCAGCACAACACAACCGGCGAAAACUGCGAGUUUUGUAGAAGGGGAUAUUACGGAAACGCCUUAGCUGGAACAUCGGAAGAUUGUCUUCCAUGCGGUUGUCCAGAAGGAGGAGCUUGUAUCCAACUAGGAGACGACGAGAUCAUGUGCGUGGAAUGCCCCACUGGAUACUCAGGUCCCAGAUGUGACAUUUGCUCCGAUGGAUUCUUCGGCGAUCCCACAGGACGUUUUGGACCCCCCACCCCAUGCCAGUUGUGCGAGUGUAGUGAAAACAUCGACUUGAACGCUAUAGGGAACUGUAAUACCACCACAGGAGAAUGCUUAAGGUGUAUCCAUAAUACUGGAGGAUCCAGAUGUGAAAUUUGUCUUCCAGGUUACUAUGGUAAUGCUCUGGUACUGCCCAAAGGCGAUUGCAAGAAAUGCCAGUGCUUUCCUCCCGGCACCCACGAUCUUCUUGGUGAACCGAUAUGUGAUCAGAGCACGGGUUCUUGCCAGUGCAAAGCUCACGUAGUUGGCGUUAACUGUGAUCAGUGCGAAAACGGUUACUUCAAUAUUCUCAGCUUUGACGGUUGUCAGAAUUGUAACUGUGACCCUGUAGGAGCCUACAAUCAGUCCUGUAACUUGCAUACUGGCCAGUGUUUUUGUAGACCUGGAGUUACAGGGCUUAGAUGCGAUCAUUGUGAGGCCAGGAUGUACGGAUUUUCUUUGGAAGGUUGCAAGCAUUGCGAAUGUGAUAUUAUCGGGUCCAAAGACUUACAGUGUGAUGCUUCUGGACAGUGUCCAUGCUUGGACAACGUCGAGGGUAGAAAAUGUGACAGAUGCAAAGAGAAUAAGUACAACAGAAAAAUGGGCUGUAUCGAUUGUCCGGAUUGUUACAAUCUUGUGCAAACUGCUCACAGAAAUCACACCAACAAGCUUCAACGACUGCAAGAGAUUCUGUACGAAAUUGAGCAUCAACCCACUGUGAUAUCUGACGAGGAAUUUCCCGACGAACUGGAAAAGAUGGAAAACGAGAUCGACGAGUUUCAUGACAAUGUCAAAAACGGCACAGGAACUAACAGUGUCUUUCAGGAAAUUAUGAAUAUGAGAGAACGGGAAAAAGACGUCGCCAGAACUCUGGAAGAAAUUUACGAAAAUGUUUUUACGACCAGCGAAAAAACUAAGAAGACUCAAAUGAAUCUGGAUCACGCUGAGGAUUUCCUUCUUGAAGUUGAAGAUCGACUAAAUGAAGUUGAAGAAACUUUCGAAGCCCAAGCUAGAAAAUCUCUCCAAGAAGCAUGGGAGAGAUCCAAAGUUGUUGGUCAGCAUUCGGAAAAAAUGACCAACGUAGCCCAAGAAGCCAGAAGUUUGGCAGAUCUUCUCGACGAAGAAGCGGAAAGUAUAACAGCGAAGGCCAAAGAUGCGAAAAAUAAAUCAAUCGAGGCCUACGAAAAAGUAAAGCACGUUCACGCCAUCCAACAAAAUGUCAGUACGGAAACCAGGAAACUCCAAGCGGAUGUCCAGAGUGCUGAAACCAAGCUUAACAGGACCAAAGAUUGGACUGAAAACGUCAACGAAGAAUCAUAUGAGGUCAAAAAUGCCGCUCUAGCUCUCCUCAACGACGUCAACAACUUGAUCGUACCGGAAAUCGAUACCGAACAGCUCAAACAUCGUUCCAGCGAGCUGAAGAACGAAGCCCACAGAUUGGAGAACAAGACCAGAGAACUGUUUGACGGAACUCAACGCCUCAGAUCGUCUAUUGCGGACAAAAACGAAUGGAGUGCCGAACUCAUCGAAAACGCAGUGGAACAACAGGAGGAAAUAGAAGACCUACGCAACGAUUUAGAGCUUUCGCAAAGCCAAGCUGAUAAAGCUAUCGAUCUGUGGAACGAUAUCCUUGAAAGAGCCGAAAGCAAUUUCAAGCUGUUACGCGACUUUGACAGUGAAACCAACAGAUCAAAGGAAAGCGCGGAAGAAGCAUUGAAAACCAUAUCGGACAUCGAGGAAAUUAUUUUUGAAACUGAAGGAAAAACUUUCGAUGCUCAAAAUGCUUUGUUGGAUGCUCAGUCCAAUGCUGAUCGUGCUCUGGAGAAAGCGAACCAAGCGGAUGAAUUGGCUGAAAAUGCUUCUAUAAAAGCUGAGAAUAUCAAGACUGAGGCUGAGGAUCUGUUUAAGAAUACCAGCAGGCUUAGCGAGGAGGCUGGGUUGAUGUAUGACAGGGUGUUGCAUAGCGAGGGUGAAUUGAAGAAUUUGCUGGAUAAGGCUAGGAGUAAUGAUAGUUUGCUUAACGAGGCCAAGGAAAAAGUUGGUCGCGCAGGAAAAUACGCAAACUCAGCCCAAAUCCGAGUCUCCGAGCUGCUCAGCGACGUGGAAGGCAUCAUUUCCGAGCUCCAGAACACUCCGGAAAUCGACGACGAGGAACUGAACCGACUCGAAGAAGAAAUCAACCUCACAGAGUACCACCUGAUCCAAGCCAAACUGGACGAACGCCUGGCCGAGCUGCAAAAAGAGCACAAGUCCCAAAACGACCUCAUCGAGAGCUACAAGGAUCAGAUCAGAACGCUGAGGCACGAGGUCAGCAAUAUAGAGCAUAUUGUCAGUUCUUUACCCGACGGGUGUUAUAAGAGAGUCGAGUUGGAGCCGUGAAAAAAACAUUCAACAAGUGAUAAGUUUUUUGUAAAAUUUUUGAAAAAAUACUUCUAAAUUUACUAAGGUCUGAUUUUUAGCUUUACCAAAGACUUCUUUUUUAUACUUUUUUAUUGUUUUAGAUUAGACUGUUUGUUUUUCUAUUGUAUAUUAGGGAUGUAUGAUGGUUCCAAUGAUAUCGAUAUUGUAUAAUUAUGAGUUCAAUAAAAAAAUCGAUUAAUCAAUAAAUUCUCCAAACAUUGAUAUUUUUGAUAUACAGGGUGUUAUUUAAGUUAUUUACGUUAAUAAGGAGCCUAAUCAGAUAAAAAAUGAGUCCAGUGGCGUGCUAGAAGGCAUUUAAACAACGUUUUUAACGAAGAAAUUUUGCACCUUUUUUGCCUUUUUUAAUUAUUAAUAUUUUUAAUUAUUUUUUUAUUUUUAUUAAAUUUAAUAUUUUUCUCUAUCUUGUUUCGUUUAUGAGAUAAAAAAUAAAAACCUCUUCAUUGCUUGUUCUUGGGACCUGAGAGAAUAAUAAUAAUUGAAUUUACAAUCAUUUCUAAGACAAAAAUAGACUAUUAAAAUUGAAAAAAUUAACAGCACAGUUUUUAAUAGUUUGUUAAUUUUAAUAUUUUAUUAUGUUGUUCCUGGGAUAUGGAAUAGAAUGGUUUUAUUUUUUUUUUGGGCAACGAAGCAAUAUAUAAAAAAUCAAGAGCAAAGGCUGAAUUUUAAGUUGCUUAAAUGUUAAAAUAGUCAGUAGCGCACAAUCCUUUUGUCAUUUUAAUAUUACAUUACGUACAUUAGUUUAAUAUAGAAAGUGCUCUACAGGAAUCCAUUUUAACUUUAAUCUAAUCAAGGUUUUAUUAUCCGCUUUCAAUACUAUUCACAAAAUUGACUAAGAGAUUAUUAGACGUAUUUGUGUUUUUUACGCGUAGAAAUUUUUGUUAAGCGUAAAGAACUAUUUUUUACGUGUAAAAAUGUAUACCUGACGUGUAAAAAACAAGUGUUUACGUUUAUAAAACAAUAUUAUACGUGAAGAACUAUUUUACAUGUAAAAAACAUUUUUUUUUUGUUUAAAAACAAUAUUUUACGUGUAGAGAACUAUUUUUUAGGCGUAAUAAAUUAUUUUAUACAUGUAAAAAUCUAUAUUUUACGCGAAAAGAACUAUGUUUUACGUAUAAAAAAAAUGACGUGUAAGAAAGAUCUUUUGUAUAAAAAAAACACAUUUUACACGUACAACAAGGUUGACUAAGAUAUAAAAUUAAAAAAUAGAUAUUUACGGAAAACUAGAAAUGUAUUUGUCUGGGGCACUGUAUACAUGUUAUAAAUAUAAACUUUUCGUUUUAAAAUCACUCAAAAAAUCACCCCUUGAAGAUUGGCUAUGUAUUGAA